Pteronotus mesoamericanus is the source of this 359-nucleotide messenger RNA. It is a transcript of the gene S100A2, whose product is annotated as S100 calcium binding protein A2. Gene Ontology annotation, biological process: endothelial cell migration. NCBI's taxonomy places the organism in Eukaryota, Metazoa, Chordata, Mammalia, Chiroptera, Mormoopidae. Bases 1 to 294 code for a protein of 97 amino acids. The transcript is spliced from 2 exons. The record is from RefSeq and is a predicted model, not a curated record. Gene Ontology annotation, molecular function: calcium-dependent protein binding; transition metal ion binding; calcium ion binding.
AUGUCCACCCCCCUGGAGCAGGCGUUGGCUGUGAUGGUCACUACCUUCCACAAGUACUCUGGCCAAGAGGGCGACAAGUUCAAGCUGAGUAAGAAGGAGAUGAAGGAGCUUCUGCUAAACGAGCUGCCCAGCUUUGUAGGGGAGAAGGUGGAUGAAGAAGGCCUGAAGAAGCUCAUGGGAGACCUGGAUGACAACAGUGACCAGGAGGUAGACUUCCAGGAGUAUGGUAUUUUUCUGGCCCUGGUCACUAUUAUGUGCAACGACUUCUUCCAGGACUACGCAAACCGGUCCUGAAGCAGAGAUCUCGGCUCCCUGCCAUGGGUCUCUUUGACCCAGGAGGACUUUCUGUUCUUUUUAGU